GGUUUAGUUAGCUAAACGUCUUCUGUAGGUUUUUCCUUCUGUCUGCUCAUGGUGGAACAGUUCUGUACUGUCAUUAUUUUUUAGUGCCGUUCUUUAAAUUAAACUUAAUAAUAAUGUUAUGAUAUUUCCCUUGUGAUUUUAAUAAGCAGUGUAGUGACUUAUCAUUUCAAAAUUCUUUUUCUACUGAAAGGAACUUCGGAUAAUCCCAUGAAACCUAAAGCUAUGCCCAAUCACACCACUCCACUGGAUGAUGUAGCUCCUCGUCAAGGUCAGACGCAGCUGUGUAUGAAGGUCUUUGUCCAACGUGACUACAGCGAUGGCACAACAGUUCGCUUUCAAACCCACUUCCCAUCAGAACUUGAGGGCAAGCUGGACAGAGCUUCAUUCGAGAACACAGUGUCACAGCUGAACACAUACUUCGCAGAGGCAGAGAAGGGCUCCUGUAGCACUUACUGUGAGGGGUGUCUGGCCUGCCUCACUGCCUACCUAGUCUAUAUCUGCUCUGAAACACAUUACGAGAAGUGUUUACGGAAAGUGGCCAAAUUUGUGAUGGAGCAGAACGAGAGAGUGUACAUGCCAAGAGGUCUGCUACUCACUAGUCCAGUGGACAGAGGGCUAAGAGUUAUAGAGAUAUCAAUACUGGACCAACCAAUGGUGGCUCGGACAUGACUUAGCUUAUCCGAGAGUACAGAGGAGUUCUUCAUGUGACCUGUCUCCCAGAACUGAGUUUGGCAAACGUAACAUCGUGCUGCGUGCUGUUUCGCGCCCCGAGUCUUCCCCGCAACAUCGUGUCUGCCUUAGUUGCUUGCCUCUCUACCGUCGCAUCAAAUCACUUUGGUUUUGAGAUGAGAUAACGUUCUCAAUUACUCAUUCAAACCCUCUUGAUUAUACUACUAUAUAAACGCUAAGUCACUCUAAGGGUAUAAACUGUCUACUUAAAAGUUAUUGUAACUUCUUUUGAUCAGUUUUUUACGAUUAGUGUAUAGUAACACUAUUUUCUUUAUAAUAUUGAAUUCAUUAUUUUUUGUUUAAUAUUACAUUAUUGCUGUUAAUUCUCUAAAAAUACUUUUAAACAUGUAGACACAUUUUGUGUUUUUAAGUUUUCCAUAUUUUGUAAUUAUGUUGUUGAGGAUAAACAUUCAGUUCUACUAACUCACAUAAACUUUUGUAACAAUAAUGGUUUUUAAAUAUUUAGUUUUAAAAUAAUAAAGGUAGUGUUACAUUUAAAUUACUUUGAGAACUUACUGUGUACACAGAAUAUUCUGAAAAUAUAAGCAAUAAUUUUGAAUCUUUCAAAUUUUGUAUUUUUUAUAUAAAAAUGUUACUAAAACACUAAUCACAAGAUGACUUUUUAUAAACUACUGCUCAUACUAAAACUACAGUACAGCAUGCUUGAUAUCUCGUGUGGUUGUUACUGAAAUUGAGUUAUUUUAUCGAUUCAAGAAUUACUUUACUGAGACCAUCUCAAAACCACUGUUGUCCUUGUCACAUACUAACAUUUACUCUGUAGUCUCGCUUGUUAGUUAUCUGUUUAUCCUUGUUCUUGUUACUUCUUGGUUCGUCAAUAUUAAGUUUAUUGUUGACAUGAUUUAUUGUUAAUUUGUCCGAAUUCCUCCUGUGGUGGUACGGAGGUCUAGGACCUUAAGUAAUACCUUAAACAAUUUGUAUAUAAUUGAUGUAAUUAUUUUAAAGACUGUGUUGACAAUGUGCUGGUUUCACAGUGGAAGCUGACGUGUUUUAUGUAACAAUUUUAAAUAUGUUUAAUUCAUAGUUAAUACAAAACCGUAAUGUAUUCAAUUAAUGACUGUGAACAUAAACUGUGUUGGAACUCUAAUAAAUUUUACUAACUAUAUUUUAUUCUUUAAUAUGUUGAAUCAUUAGAAUAAACAGUAGAAUUAUCAAUAUUUGUAAAUAAACAAAUAUUGAUAAUAAGUGUAAGGACAAUGUGUUGUUUUUAGAAAUGUUACUAUUUUUAUGUUUAUUUGAAAUAUUUCUAAACCACUAUGUCUUUGUGGUAGAUCUCUAAUAUCAACUAGCAGAAUAUAAAAUUUGGAAUAAAAAAAAUAAUAUAAAAUAUUUUAUAGUUACUCUAUGAAUCAGUUUCCACUUGUCCACUAGCACAUAUAUUCUGUGUAUGUAAUUUGAAUUUAUGGUAAGUAUGCAGUUGAUAAUGGUUUUAUUUAUAUAUUGAGUAUCAUAAUAUGGUGUUCACAAUAUAAUUUCAAUGAUAUUGACAAAAUAAAAUCUACAAAUAAAAAAUCUUCUCAAAUUAAUUCAUUUCAGGUCAACAUGUUUUCUAUUUUUGUCAAUAACUAUACAUGUGUAACAAAGUUACAGCAUCAAUUCUUUAAUGUAAUAAUUUUUUUAAUUCAUUUUAGAAGAAAGGUAUUUUUUCAUGGUUCUAAAUUGUCCACUGAACAAAAAUGUUAUAUAGAUUUCAGGCUAAAAUUGCAAAUUUGAUCCUGGCACGAAUAGGAACAUACAAUCAUAUAUUCCCAUUCAAAAACUCUUAAAGUGUACCCUCAAGCAAACAUUUGGAAUUACAGUCAAAAUGAUAUUAUUGUGUCUAAAUUGUAAAUAUUGUAAUUAAAAUAUAAGAGCUGUAAAGUAGGAAUAAUUACAACAAACUCGUGAUACAAAACAAUAAGCGAUGUGUUAAUUUUGCUCUACAUGUCAAUUAAAGAUUUUAAAAAGUACAGAAAAGGAUUGAUUAAGAAUUGUAUUAAGAAACACAUAUUAGAAAUAAAUAAACAAUUCCUCAAGAAUACAAAAAAAACCAAAACACUUACCCCAGUCCAAUUUUAAAGGGAGAGUUUUUCAAAAGGUCUUGGGAUUAGAUAGCAGCUUUAAAAAUCAUCCAAAGUUUUCUGUUGGAUUGCAAAGGAAUAUUCUUCCCUGUCCGAAAUUGGGUAUUAUCCAAAUAACUUAAAUGGAAAUGCCUAUUAAGUGAAGAUCAACAAGACAACCGAGCACUCCAAAACACAACCUCGGACCACUCUGUUCUAAAUGAUAACUGUUUAUAUGAUUGAGAGAGUGGUGUUAUUCUGUUUCUAACAUUUGAGUUGUGUCCUCUCCACAAUUUCUAAGAAAGAAUGGAUUUUGUAAAAAACUGAAAGUGUUUCUUCCUGCAAAAUAAGACAGGGAAGAAGGCUUUUGGAAUCUUCUUUUCUACAAAUACUGCUAAUAUUUAAGGAAAUAAUAUAAUAAACAAUUUCAGUUCAAUAGAAUUGCAGGGUACAGGAAAGUCAAUAUUUCAUUAUGUCGCGCUAUAACAAGAUGUAAAUUUGCUUAUUUUUACGAUUCUCUCAUGAAAACUUACAAUAAACAAAAAAUUAACUUUCAACUACAAUAUCGCAUUUAAUAAUUCUAUAUUUACGUAAUUAUUUGUAUAUUCCAUACCACAAUAAUAAUGGUUGAUUCGUAAUGUAAUUAAAUAAAUUAAAGAAUUUGAAUUGUGUGAAAUCAGAACUUGUUCUAUUGUCAGCAGAAUCCUAUCUAGGCUAUUUAUAUUUUUAACAUUCCUAGUUUACAUUAUGUGCAUUGUUAUCUUGUUUAAGCAUUUAUAUAGUACUAUAAUCUCCUAAGUUUAAUUAUAGAGAAACAACCCAUCCUAGCAGUUCUUUUGUAUAUGGGUGAAUUAAUUAAACUCAUCAAACAGUUAAACGGAAUGUUAAACCUAAAUCAAUAAGAAGUGGAAAGUCAGAAAUAGUAAAACAAGUUUAACUCUUUGAUUAAUAAAUACAAAUUAAGGCUAAAAAGAUGCAUCAGUAAAACCUUUUUUAUCAUGUCUGUAUUAUGCUACAGUAAUUUGAAAACGUUAAUUAGAAGUAAAAUAUUUCCACUGGAACACUGUUUAGUUUUCUGUCCAAAUUUUAAAAUGAACAGUUAUUGAUACAUGUGUUGUUAUUUGUAAUUUUUUGUAAUGCGUGGUUUAAAUUUGUAUAAUUUGUAUGUUUACGUUGUACAUAACUUAAUGUGAUGAUGAUUUAUGUGCCAACUUCAUAGUUUUUGGUAUAUUAUAAUAUAUAAAUGUUUUACUAGAAGAUGUCUCUCAGUUUUCAGGCUUAAGUAGAUGUUGGAGUUUAAGUCUUUGUUUUGGCUACUCAGGAAAUUGAUGUCUGAUUAUCCAACUUACUUUUUAAUACUGGUAUAUGAAUUUGUGCUGGAUUUUAAUUAUUUCAAGAUUUAAAUACUAUUGAUUUCUUGAAAACUAGUUUUGUAUUGUAUUUUAAGUCCAUUUAUGUAUUUGAUUGGUUAAAAGUGGAAAUAUUAAUGUCAGUUGUGUUAAAAGGUUUGUACGAAUAAUAGAAAUCAUAAUUAUUAAAUUGGAUUGUAAAUUAAAAGUAAAAUAUGAAAUAUAUAAGUAAUAUAGAAAAGUCUUUCAACAAAAACUAAAUGCUAUUCUUGGAUCUAAGUUUGUGCUUCUUUUACUUAAUUGACUUUUUGUGUUCUAAAAAUCUUGCACAUAAUUUCAAGAUUUUCUGAUCUUAACAGUUAUUUUGUGUAUGUAUCAAUGAUCCUGUGUGUGUACUGUCAUGUUAGUUAAGAUGUAAACUAGUUUGGAUUACUUAACGUUUAUACCUCAUUGUACUUGUGUCCCAUAAGUCUCUUGAUGUUGUUCGGUCGGUCGACAGUUUGCCAAAUAAUGUAUGUUUGUUCCCUUAUCGAUACUUAUUAAUUAUAUUUAUUUUAAACAUAAUUUUGUUUUACCGUACAUUCUGUAAAUAAUAUAAUAUAUAUUUUAUAGAAAAAAUGAAAAUUUUAUAAAAGAAAUUCAAACUUA
Messenger RNA from Homalodisca vitripennis (glassy-winged sharpshooter), 4783 nucleotides. RefSeq names its product golgin subfamily A member 7. Lineage: Eukaryota; Metazoa; Arthropoda; Insecta; Hemiptera; Cicadellidae. The transcript has 5 exons. Gene Ontology annotation, cellular component: palmitoyltransferase complex. Gene Ontology annotation, biological process: peptidyl-L-cysteine S-palmitoylation; protein targeting to membrane. The record is from RefSeq and is a predicted model, not a curated record. The coding region runs from base 208 to 669 and encodes 153 amino acids.